AUGACCCAGCUCUGCCUACCCAGGCCCAAAGCCCUCCCAGCUCUACUCCCUGUCUCUCCCAGAGGCCUGGGUGCUGGGGAGGGGCCCAGUGGUGCAGCACGUGCACAUGUGUCCUCCUGGGACCCUAGCCAGGCCCGGCUCCUGGACAGUGCCCUAGGGCUGGGGGCACUGGGGCUGACAAUUCGUGCAAUCUUUUCCAUGGCCGGCCCGGCCCUGCUGCUGCUGCUGCUGCUGCUCUGCUUCCUGGCCUUUGACCUGCUCCACAGGCCUGCAGGCCGCACCCUGCCACAGCACAGACUUCUCAUCAGGGGCCAGAAUCAGGGGGCAGGCGAGGGCCCAGGGCAGCAAGAGUCUCCCCUCUGCCCCAUGGUGCCAGCCCCUGCACAGCUCAGCCCCCAGAAUGCACUGCUCCUGCUGCUCAUGGGGCUGGGGCUGCUCUUGGGAGCCCAUGGUCUGCCCUUGGCCUUGCUGGGCCUGGCUUUCUGCCUCCACCCUUGGGCCUGA
Molecule: messenger RNA, 504 nt
Organism: Lepus europaeus (European hare)
Lineage: Eukaryota; Metazoa; Chordata; Mammalia; Lagomorpha; Leporidae
Gene: C10H20orf141
Product: chromosome 10 C20orf141 homolog
Exons: 2
Coding region: 1-504 (167 amino acids)
Source: RefSeq, a predicted model, not a curated record